AUGUCUCUGUCGCCCACAACGUCGACCGACUACGACCACCCGCAAGGAAAGCGUCGCAGGACGUCUUUCGCCAGCACCAUCACCCACGCCCAGGACAUCGCCUCGCCGCCCCAGCUGCCCGCAGGCCAACCGCUCACACCCGCCGGCCACAUCCCCAAGCGCGGCGCCCGCGCAUGCACCGCCUGCAGGAAGGGCAAGAACAGGUGUGAAGGAGAGGCUCCAUGUCGUCGAUGCCAAUUGAGCGGCACCCUUUGCGUCUUUGAGAAACCAGAGAAGAAAAAUGUACAGCCUAUGUCAGGCCCCAGCAUCGAACGUCUUUCCCGCUUGGAGGGACAGUACCUCGUCAUGCAGAGUCAAAUGAUUGGCAUGCAAUCCUCCCUCGACCGCAUCCUCUCUGCAAUCCAGACCCAAAACCAGGCAACCCAAGCCAUAGUUCAGUCCGUGUACGCCAACGGUGGCGGCCCGCCCCCAGCACCGCCGAUCCGAAAUGGCGUCGACAUGUACAGCUCCUCCGGCCCUGCUGAGAGCUCCUCUCGCUCCGGGCGGGCCUUCCCCCCGCUUCCCGGCUUUGCCCCUCCCCCUCACAAGUAUGCGACUUACGGCAUCGUGCCCAGCACUGCGCCGUCGUCCGAUGACGAGUCAGAGGACACGCUACCGCGGUCCACUUUGAAUGCACCCAUCGAGGCGCUCCAGGGCCUUGCCAACGCCGCCGCCGAAGCAGCGGCUGCCCCCUCGACGUCGCCCCCCAGGGUGAAGAAGCGCAAGAGGGCCGAGCCCACCCCACGCAACGCGUUUCCUCAUGUCGUCGAGAAGGGACUCGUCUCCGAUACCGAGGCCCGAGAGCUCUAUCACAUAUUUUUCUCCGGAUGCCACUUCUUCAUACCGGUGUUCGACCCGAGUUAUGACACCUACGAAGCGCUCAUGGAGCGCACGCCGUGGACGUUUGACGCGAUCCUGGCCAUUGCGAGCAAGAUCAGGAGCGGGACGGGCCCGCUGAGUCCGACGUUCUACAAGUGCCUCGAGGAGGCGCAGGGCAUUGCGCGCUCCACGCUCUUCGGGCCCGUGGUGCGGAAAGAAGCCGUCCAGGGAAUGCUGCUGCUGGCCGCAUGGAGCACGAACGGCUGGCUGCCUAGCGGGCAUGCCAUGCGCAUGGCGCUCGACCUUGGGCUGCACCGCGCGCUGGAGAAGCUCGCGGACGAGGGCAGUAAGAAGCGCACGGAGGAGGAGGAGCGUAACCUCGUGGUGUCCGCGCGCAUCUGGCUCUGUCUGUACUGGUUCGACCACCAGAUGAGCCUGGGUACAGGACGGCCGAUCGUGCUCCGCGACGAGAGCUCCAUCAAGCAUUGUCGCAUCCUGCUCUCCCAUCCCAUGGCUUCGCCCACCGACGUGCGCUUGAUAUCCCAGGUUGAGCUCAUCAUGCAGAAAACCCAAAUUUACGAGACGCUGUCUCCGCUGAACGGCCAAGUGAACCAUAACACACUUGCCUUCAUCCGGCGCGCGAAUAUUGCGCUGGACAAGUGGUGGUCCGAUUGCGAUGAUUUGCAUCGUCAAACCAUGGACGAAGAGGCGCUGCCGCGCAAGAUCCUCGCGGGCGAGCUGCAUUACGCCAAGCUGUGGCUCGUCUGUGUCGCCCUGCGUGGUGUGUCGUGGGACAAGAUGCCCUUCGAGCAGCGUGAGCUGGCAUUCCAGGCCAAAGACGCCGCCUCGAAUUGCCUCUCGAAUUUGCUCAAUUCGCCUACGUACAGAGCUGCUCUCAGGUAUGCGGUGCAUGACAGCUUGGUUACAGCUGCUUUCUCUGGUCUGUUCUUGCUCAAGAUGGCGAACCUGUUCCCUGCGGAGCUGGACCUCGGGGCCAUCAGUGUGCAAGUGGAACAGCUCGCUCAGCUACUCUCGGAGGUUGCAGCAGAGAGAUAUGCGCUCACUCUUCGCAUCAUGCUCGCCAGCUUGCGCAGGAAGGUCGGGAUGACGCCGCUCCCAGGCGGGCCCGACGCGCUCAUGGCGCCACCGCCGCUGCCGCCGUACCUCGACCCGUCCAUCGUGUCGCCGCCGCCGUUCACGAUGGAGGAGCUCGGGCUCGGCGCGCUGCCGGGGCCUGGCGGCGGCAAUGCGUUCAGCCCGUCCGCGAUCCCGCUGUGGCUGCAAGAACAGAGCUUGACCGAUCUCGGGCUCCCCGUGAACGGAUCCGAUGGUAUCUUCCUACAGAUGGGUCACCCGAACGGGUGGAUGGGCGACUUCCCGCCCAUGCCGGAGGCGUGGUGA
This is a messenger RNA of Sparassis crispa, 2259 nucleotides long. RefSeq lists its product as hypothetical. The record is from RefSeq and is a predicted model, not a curated record. The transcript has 16 exons. Gene Ontology annotation, biological process: DNA-templated transcription; regulation of DNA-templated transcription. Gene Ontology annotation, molecular function: DNA-binding transcription factor activity, RNA polymerase II-specific; transcription cis-regulatory region binding; zinc ion binding. NCBI's taxonomy places the organism in Eukaryota, Fungi, Basidiomycota, Agaricomycetes, Polyporales, Sparassidaceae. Gene Ontology annotation, cellular component: nucleus. Bases 1 to 2259 code for a protein of 752 amino acids.